This is a messenger RNA of Fimicolochytrium jonesii, 1123 nucleotides long. Its product is annotated as RAVE subunit 2/Rogdi. Gene Ontology annotation, cellular component: RAVE complex. Lineage: Eukaryota; Fungi; Chytridiomycota; Chytridiomycetes; Spizellomycetales; Powellomycetaceae. The record is from RefSeq and is a predicted model, not a curated record. The transcript is spliced from 3 exons. Bases 203 to 1006 code for a protein of 267 amino acids.
UUCGGUGGCGCAUGGUGAAGAUGGGACGCGGUGUCUGCCAUGCGAGUGGGAGGGGAUAGGCAGGGGAGGACAGUGACUGCGGGGCGUACGCAGACUAGGACUUCUGUUCGAGGCGACCGGGCAAUGACUCCGUCGAUUGUUCUCAAUAACUCUCACUUCCACAUACGUUCGCCGCUCUCAGGGGCCAGAGCUGAAGUGGUUCAUGGAGACCCAAGUGCCACCCCUCAUCACGGAGAUGGUGGCCAUCAUCAACACCGGCCUGAGCUGUAGUCUUGGGUCGCAAGAGCCAACACCACCGUCCCAGCCUGUGAACCCCCCAGCGACGUUAGCGAUAACAGCGGCGAGCACUGACCUCGUGAAAGGGUUGCUCACGCUUGAUGGAGCCUUUAUUACGAAAGGCGACCUCACCCUGAAACUCCCACACCACAACCACGGCGACGCCGUCAGGGUCACUAUCAACAGCGCACGGCCCAUCCUCCUCAGGCAAAUCUCCUCAGCGCGCAACCAUCUCCUCGCCUCGCUCGACAUCAUCCUGCAGCUUGCAGAUGCCGGGCAUGGGAGGCGCGACAAACUGCUGCGUUCUCCACUGAGGCGUGUGAGGGAGAAUAUGAAGAGUGCAAAAGCGGAGCUGUGCCGUGUGGAUGAUGCCGACAUUUUUCCGGCCAAGAAGGGAGAUGCUAAGGCAUUCGCACCAGACCUCCCCGACGACCUUGUCAUAGACCUGCACGUGAUACAGUCCAACGUUGUCGUUUCGGUUCACGCGCUCCACUACCCUCAAUCGGCCAUCCCACUUCAGUUCCAGAGCAAAAUAUUGGGCAAGUUCAAGAGCGCGAAGCUUGCGACUUAUGAAGGCAAACAAGUCGAGAUCCUCGACACUGUCAUCGUGGAAGCCACCGCCCCUCGUCUUGCCACCCUCGUCAGCUCCAUUGACACCGUUGAAGCCCUGUGCAAUCAGCUGAUGCUCAAGCUCAACGUUGCUAGAAAGUCGGCUGUGGUGAGCACUUGAGCACCGCAACUCAUGGGAGUAUUUAAGCAAUUUGAAUUCAGGUUACAUGUGGUAGUGAUUUUCCUGUUAAUCGGAGUAAUCUAGACCCACCACUCACAAUGAUAACCACCGUGUGGA